CAUAUCAUUUCGUUUAAACCCUAAACCCCCAAAAUAUCCGCCUAAAAAUAAAUUAGCGCCAUUUCUUCCUUAUCUAUAUUUCUCGUUCUUUUUCUCUCCCGCUCGAUCAAGUCCUCCCUCACUCAGCUGUUGCCACUGCUCUAAUGGCGACAUUCAAUUCGUCUCUCCUCUCAAAGAUGAUAAUUUGCCCGUCUUCGCAUUUCACUGAUUUAAAGCCAAGAUCUUCUGUUUCGGUCUAUGCUUCGAUAUCUCGGGUUCCUCUUGUUCCCUCAUAUCGAUUCAAUUCUGCACCUUACUUCUCACCUCGUCCUUGUUUGAGUUCUUCUUCGUUAUCGACAUCCACUCGAGCGGCGGUUGACAGAGACUACACUUCUAGGAGGAGCAAUAACAAUGAGCCCAGGGAAACCAUCUUGCUACCGGGUUGUGAUUACAACCAUUGGCUCAUUGUCAUGGAGUUUCCCAAAGACCCGGCUCCAACGAGAGAGCAGAUGAUCGAUACGUAUCUUAACACUCUUGCUACUGUGUUGGGAAGUAUGGAAGAAGCGAAGAAGAACAUGUAUGCCUUUAGUACUACCACCUACACUGGAUUCCAAUGUACUGUGUCUGAAGAAACAUCUGAGAAAUUCAAGGGGUUGCCUGGAGUUCUUUGGGUGUUGCCGGAUUCAUAUAUAGAUGUGAAAAAUAAGGAUUAUGGAGGUGACAAGUAUAUUAAUGGGGAGAUAAUACCAUGCAAAUACCCCACUUAUCAACCAAAGCAACGGAGUGGAUCAAAAUACGAGAGUAGAAGAUAUGAAAGACGGAGAGAUGGCCCUCCACCUGAACGCAGGAGACCCAGACAAGAGGCAGCUCAACCAGACUCAGCCUCUGGAUAAGAUAAUCAGAAUUGGAUAUACAUGUUAUUACUGCUUUGAUUUUGAAAAUGGCGGGACUUUGCAAACUUCUGUAACUCAUUGUUGGUUAUUUGUUAGAGGCACUAUCAUGACUGGAUGGGAGGUGCUGCCUAAAUAUUGUCUAUGGUGAAGAUUCUGCUCAUGUAUAAUUAAGGCCUUCAGUGUAGUUCCAUCUGGUAGAAACUAGAUUGUUUAAGAGUAUUUUUGUAAGAUUGUUUUUGACCUUUAAGAUAAUCGAUUUGGCUAUAGUUAUACUUA
Messenger RNA from Nelumbo nucifera (sacred lotus), 1148 nucleotides. Its product is annotated as DAG protein, chloroplastic-like. NCBI's taxonomy places the organism in Eukaryota, Viridiplantae, Streptophyta, Magnoliopsida, Proteales, Nelumbonaceae. Gene Ontology annotation, biological process: chloroplast RNA modification; cytidine to uridine editing. Gene Ontology annotation, cellular component: chloroplast. The record is from RefSeq and is a predicted model, not a curated record.